Linum tenue is the source of this 1098-nucleotide messenger RNA. The record is from the annotation of a GenBank genome assembly. NCBI's taxonomy places the organism in Eukaryota, Viridiplantae, Streptophyta, Magnoliopsida, Malpighiales, Linaceae.
UUCAUUCUCUAUAUAUAACACCACGUUACGUUCCUCCAAUUGCUCUCUCUUACUCUCACUCUCACUGUCCCUGCCCACCGUGCUCCUUUUACCAUAAUAACUCCCAUCACUCUCUGCCUCCCACCUCCUCUUCUUCUUCCCUGCAAAUCCAGGUGACCACUAAAAGCUAGAAGAAAAAGAAAAAAAAGCUGCAACUGAUUGUAUGAGAAGAUGUCGAAUCCCAGCACCGCCAUGAACUUAGAACAACACCACCACCAUCAAGACCCCGAAGCCUACACCACCAACAAUAACGGCGCCGUCCAAUUCGAUUCCCGCAAGGCCCUCGACGACGACGGCCGCCCCAAGCGAACGGGGACAUGGGUGACUGGGAGCGCGCACAUCAUAACGGCGGUGAUAGGGUCCGGGGUGCUGUCCCUGGCUUGGGCCAUAGCGCAACUGGGCUGGGUGGCCGGACCGGUCGUCCUCAUGGCAUUCUCCUUCAUCACUUUCUUCACCUCCACCCUCCUCGCCGACGCCUACCGCUCCCCGGACCCCGUCACGGGCCACCGCAACUACACCUACAUGGACGCCGUCCGGGCCCACUUGGGCGGCCGCAAGGUCCAGCUCUGCGGCCUGGCCCAGUACGGCAACCUCGUCGGCAUCACCGUCGGCUACACCAUCACCGCCUCCAUAAGCAUCGUGGCGGUGAAGAGAUCGAAUUGCUUCCACAAGGAAGGGCACGGGGCGGACAAGUGCCACGUGUCGAACACGCCGUACAUGGCGAUCUUCGGGUGCAUCCAGUUGGUGCUUAGCCAGAUCCCAAACUUCCACAACCUGUCGUGGCUCUCCAUUCUGGCGGCCGUCAUGUCUUUCGCCUACUCCAUUAUUGGGCUGGGCCUCUCCGUCGCCACGGUUGCAGGAGGCGACCGGAAGGGAGUCCGGACGACGUUGACGGGAGUGACGGUAGGGGUGGAGGUGACGGCGGCGCAGAAAGUGUGGAGAACGUUCCAAGCCAUUGGGGACAUUGCCUUUGCUUAUGCCUACUCCACCAUUCUCAUCGAAAUCCAGGCAAGUUCAUCAUCAACUUAUAUACUUCCUAGUUCCUACCUACUUCAUUGA